Messenger RNA from Aspergillus wentii DTO 134E9, 741 nucleotides. RefSeq names its product F1F0 ATP synthase subunit 4 (gene atp4). The record is from RefSeq and is a predicted model, not a curated record. Bases 1 to 741 code for a protein of 246 amino acids. The transcript is spliced from 3 exons. Lineage: Eukaryota; Fungi; Ascomycota; Eurotiomycetes; Eurotiales; Aspergillaceae. Gene Ontology annotation, biological process: proton motive force-driven ATP synthesis. Gene Ontology annotation, molecular function: proton transmembrane transporter activity.
AUGGCUUCGCGUUUGGCUAAGAGCGCCCUCGGUGCUACCCGGCUCCGGCCGACCCUCCCCUCGCGCAACGUCGCUGCCAUCACCAACCUUACCGCAUCUCGUUCGAACUCGAGCGUCCCUACCGAGGACCCUAAGAAGAAGGCUCAGUCGAUCGUCGACUCUCUCCCUGGAAACUCCCUGGUUUCCAAGACCGCCAUCAUCUCCGCCGCUGCUGGUCUUUCCGUGGCCGCCAUCAGCAACGAGCUCUAUGUUAUGAACGAGGAAACCGUUGCUGCUUUCUGUCUUCUCAGCGUUUUCACUGCCGUUGGCAAGUACGGUGGCCCCGCCUACAAGGAGUGGGCCGAUGGUCAGGUUCAGAAGCACAAGGACAUCCUGAACGCUGCCCGUGCCGACCACACCAACGCUGUCAAGCAGCGUAUGGACAACGUCAAGGAGCUCUCCGGCGUCGUUGAGGUCACCAAGCAGCUCUUCGCUGUUUCCAAGGAAACCGCCCAGCUCGAGGCUCAGGCCUACGAGCUCGAGCAGCGUACCGCUCUCGCUGCUGAGGCCAAGCAGGUUCUUGACUCGUGGGUCCGCUACGAGGGCCAGGUUAGACAGCGCCAGCAGCGUGAGCUUGCCGACACCAUCAUCGGCAAGAUCCAGAAGGAGCUUGAGAGCCCCAAGGUGCUCCAGCAGAUCCUUCAGCAGAGCGUUUCUGACGUUGAGCGUAAGUUAACCUACAGCAUAUUCUUUUCGAGCUGA